Molecule: messenger RNA, 138 nt
Organism: Spirodela intermedia
Lineage: Eukaryota; Viridiplantae; Streptophyta; Magnoliopsida; Alismatales; Araceae
Source: the annotation of a GenBank genome assembly
AUGCCUUCCUCUCUUAUUCAGGAUGACCAACCACGGCCACCCGCUCUGGCGACGGCUACGAUGAACUGGGGACGGGUGACUGGACGGCAGAGAUCGAUUUUCCGCGGCACUUUUGGAAUGGCUGUUGAUGUAAUAUAG